Molecule: messenger RNA, 1694 nt
Organism: Stegastes partitus (bicolor damselfish)
Lineage: Eukaryota; Metazoa; Chordata; Actinopteri; Pomacentridae
Gene: coq6
Product: coenzyme Q6 monooxygenase
Exons: 12
Coding region: 144-1595 (483 amino acids)
Biological process (GO): ubiquinone biosynthetic process
Cellular component (GO): mitochondrion
Molecular function (GO): FAD binding; 4-hydroxy-3-all-trans-polyprenylbenzoate oxygenase activity
Source: RefSeq, a predicted model, not a curated record
GACACAGCUGCACCUCAUAGGACACAUUCAAGGGGAAACGUCCGUCUGAUUAUUAUAUGAAAGUGUUCACACUCCGGAGCUGGGCUGCUUUCUUCUGAUCAACGCGGUGGUUUCGUCUCGUGUGAAGACAGACCGAAGGCAGAAUGAUGCACAAGCUCACAAAGGCGCCGCUGGCCUUAAACGGACUUGGCCGGUGUUUUAAUACAGAAAAGCAUUGGUCUGCUGUAAAAAUCAUCAGGCGAGGAUUAGUAUGUGCACAACAUGAGGGCGACUCUGGCAAGAAUGAGGUUUAUGAUGUGAUAAUAUCCGGGGGAGGGAUGGUUGGAUCUGCAAUGGCAUGUUCUCUAGGCAUGGAUCCUAAUUUGACGGGUAAGAAAAUUCUGCUGCUUGAAGCUGGAAAGAAGAAAGUGAUGGACAAGGUGCCGGAUGCCUACAGCACCAGAGUGAGCUCCAUCAGUCCGGGCUCUGCCACGCUCCUCAGCGGUAUUGGAGCAUGGGAGCAGAUCUCACAGAUGAGGUGCAAGCCCUAUAAAAAGAUGCAGGUUUGGGACGCCUGCUCAGAUGCCCUGAUCACGUUCGAUAAGGAGAACCUGCAGGACGAGAUGGCGUACAUCGUGGAGAACGACAUCAUCGUGGCCGCCAUCACCAAACAGCUGGAAGGCCUGUCUGAUAAUGUGCAAGUUAAGUACAGGUCCAAGGUGGUGAAGUACACAUGGCCCAUGCCCCACCAGGCAGCAGACUCCAUCCCAUGGGUGCAGGUCACGUUGGCCAACGGGGAGACUCUUCAGACCAAGCUGCUGAUCGGCGCCGACGGACCGAACUCGAUGGUGAGGCAGGAAUUAGGGAUUCCCACAGUAAAGUGGAAUUAUGACCAAUCUGCUGUGGUGGCUGUUCUGCACCUAUCGGAGCCCACGGAGAACAAUGUCGCAUGGCAGAGGUUCCUCCCAACAGGACCCAUUGCAAUGCUACCGCUGUCGGACACAGAGAGCUCCCUGGUGUGGUCAACCAGCCACCAGAUCGCGGAGGGGCUGCUGGAGCUGGACGAGGAGAGCUUUGUUGACGCAAUCAACUCUGCCUUCUGGAGUAAUGAGAACCAGUCGGAGCUAAUUGAGACGGCUGGCUCGCUGUUCCGCGGCGCCCUGUCGGCCAUCAUGCCGUCUGCAGGUUCACCUCGACAGCUUCCUCCAAGCGUGGCAGGGAUCGGCCCAAAGACCCGGGUCAUGUUCCCGCUGGGUAUGGGUCAUGCAUCCGAGUACAUCAGGCACAGAGUGGCGCUCAUUGGGGAUGCGGCCCACCGUGUCCAUCCUCUGGCGGGUCAGGGAGCCAACCUGGGAUUUGGGGAUGUGGCUUGCCUCACGCAGCUCCUGAGCCAGGCAGCCUUUAACGGGAAGGACCUGGGAGCGAUUCAGCACCUCUUAGAAUACGAAACUGAACGUCAGCGACACAAUCUGCCCAUGAUGGCUGCCAUCGACCUCAUGAAGCGGCUUUAUUCCACCAACGCUGCUCCCGUGGUUCUCCUACGCACCUUCGGUCUGCAGGCCACCAACAUGCUCCCAGCGCUAAAAGAGCAGAUCAUGGCGUUCGCAAGCAAGUGAUGCAUCGGCCGAGCAGUGGAUCUCCGGUGACAGUGAGCUUUAAAGCUUGUAAAAAGUUGUGAAUGUGAAAAAAAUAAUAAAGAUUUAUUUUCCUCUCUA